Molecule: messenger RNA, 1742 nt
Organism: Aspergillus alliaceus
Lineage: Eukaryota; Fungi; Ascomycota; Eurotiomycetes; Eurotiales; Aspergillaceae
Product: cytochrome P450
Exons: 3
Coding region: 33-1631 (532 amino acids)
Molecular function (GO): monooxygenase activity; heme binding; iron ion binding
Source: RefSeq, a predicted model, not a curated record
AAAAAAAAAAAAAAAAAGCUCUAUAUUCCAGCAUGUACAAUUUCACCUUACACCUGCCUGCUGCCAAUACUACCGAGACGGCUGGGGAUCCCACUAUCUUGCACACUUUAUUCUACUCAUCCCCAACAUUCACUGCCGUCAUAGGGAUCCUGUUAAUAGGAUGGUAUCUAAAGACGAUCGACACCAAAGAUUCCCCUAACAUCUACGGUAACUACAAUUUCGAUGCGCCAAUAGUAGGGUACAAAAACAGGGUUCUAGCAAGGUGGCAGUUCUUUCGAAACGGCCCAGCCCUAAUCCGCGAGGGGUACGAAAAGUAUAGAGACACCUUUUUCAAAGUGUCGGGUAACGACCUCCUUAUCGUCCCCAAUAAAUACCUAGCCGAGCUGGCAAGCAUGCCACCUGAGAAGCUCAGUCUCAACACGGCCAUUGUGGAUGCAUUUCAGCGGCUCCACUCCAUCACUGCCGUUAUCACCGAUCACAGCCUACAAUCGCGGAUGCUCACAUCACGACUGACACCCAAGCUCGGUUUGCAUGUCCCGUUAGUCCAAGAGCAAUUCCGCAAAUACCUCCCACAAGAGCUGCCUGCAACCGAGAAGGAAUGGACAGGCGUUAACGCGUUACACUUGUCCCGUCGCAUGGUCCACAGAGGAGUGGCUACGCAGUUCGUUACUGAGCUAGCGGAAGACGAAGAGUACCUGUUGACAGCGAUCAGUUACUCGGAGAACGGCUUUAGGCAUAACUUUCUCCUGCGCGUUUUCCCUGAUUUGGUCAAACCAAUCGUUGCUCGCCUUCUCCCAACGAGCUGGGGUGUGGACCGAGCCCUUAGGAAGGCAAAGCGUAUGGUCAUCCCUAUCAUACACGAACGUCGUCGACGGGAGCAAGAUGACCCUCUCUACGAAAAGCCUGAUGACUUCCUCCAGCAUCUCAUGGAUGGAGGCCUGGAACUUCACGAUGAUGUCGAGACAACUGUCCAGCGUUUGAUGGUGACGUAUCUUGGCUCUGGCCCCUCGACCAUUAUUGCCGUAGCGCAAGUCUUGUUCGAUCUCUGUGCACAUCCGGAAUAUGUCGAGCCACUGAGGCAGGAGGCACUGGAGGCCCUACACAAGGGAGGCUAUACCAAACAAGCCUUGGCCGACAUGAAGAAGAUGGACAGCUUCAUGCGAGAGUCCCAGCGGCUGAGUCCACCUACACUACUGGGUUUCAACGCCAUUGUGCGCCAACCGCUAACUCUACACGACGGGACCAUCCUCCCGGAGGGUGCCCAUAUCCAGAUGGCAACCUACGCGAUCGGCGUCGAUCCCGAGCGAGUCCCCAAUGCGGACAAAUUUGACGGUCUACGCCAGUAUAAUAACCGGAGACGACCUGGCGAGAGUAAUUGGCACCAGUUUACUACCACAAGCGAGAAUAACCUGCACUUCGGUCAUGGCAAGAUUGUAUGCCCGGGCCGUUUCUUUGCGGACCACUCCAUGAAGAUGAUCGUUUCCAACAUCCUCUUGAGAUACCAUAUUCGCUUUCCAGGGGGAUCCACGCAAAGACCGUCGAACUCAAGCAUUUAUGAUGUGGUGGUUCCUGAUUUGAGCACCUGCGUCGAGUUCAAGUUGAGAGAAGAUGCAUCUCAAUGUGUUUUCUAGGUUAGAAACAUUUGUUCAUUUCGUUAUGCUGUGGCAUGGAUAUAGGAUCAAGAAGAUAUAGAUAAGUAACAGCAACAUUUCAUAAGGAUUAUCGCACUAAAAGGAUUGUUA